AUGUUGCAACUCGACCCUGACUUCAUCCGUAUGGACGCCGAAGCUGAAAGAGCCAAGGGUUUUGUGAGAUGCAAGUUCAACGAACAGAUCGACUCGAUACCAAUAUACAAUGCCUCCCCUUCAGAACGCCAAAGAGCAGUAGAAGCCGCAACUGCUGCGCGAAAAUCAUGUCGCGAACUAGCUAGCGAGUUCCACGCCGUCCUACCAAGAGAGCUUCGAAACAUGAUAUACGCCUACAUCGUCGGCCCGACAGCUCAGCCUCAAACUACACCGGAAUAUAGCGGAAUGUGGUGGCGUGUCGAGUGCGGCAAGAGCAUACGCAUUGGCUGGUUAGACUCGCAAUGGGGCGAGGGUAUUGAAGCACUCGACAUCUGCGGUGAAAGUCUACACAUGCAACCCAAAUGCUGGGCUAUGGAUCCAGCAUACUUUGGAGCGCACGCAGCCCAAGAGCUUACAGAAACUUACUACAGUAUCAACAGUUUCUACAUCACGUCUGCCCAGGAGAUGAGCAACCUGUUCCGCGCCGAUCCCUUCAAGCUCGGAAUGAAGCCGUAUCAGUUUAUCCGCAAGUUCACGCUGGUGCUCAACUUCUCCGGAACUGGAAUGCAAAGCGAGGACGAAGUGGCGGCUCUUCACAAUAACCUCCAGGACCUCCAGCUACUACCUCCGAAACGUAAACACGAAAUUUGCAUUCGCCUCGAGACAGCUUUCCAAAUUGGAGAAAUCAAACUUGGUGGGUAUCGAUAUCGUCAUCCCUACGACAUGGAAGAUGAGCGGGUUAUGCUCAAUAUCCUCGAGUCGAUCAGACGGCCCGAGGAAGUCGGUCAGGGUGUUCCAGGCAAAUUUAGAGGACUGGUGUACACCACGCCAAAAGACAAUUGA
Molecule: messenger RNA, 882 nt
Organism: Alternaria viburni
Lineage: Eukaryota; Fungi; Ascomycota; Dothideomycetes; Pleosporales; Pleosporaceae
Exons: 3
Coding region: 1-882 (293 amino acids)
Source: RefSeq, a predicted model, not a curated record